Nasonia vitripennis (jewel wasp) is the source of this 391-nucleotide messenger RNA. RefSeq lists its product as uncharacterized. The record is from RefSeq and is a predicted model, not a curated record. NCBI's taxonomy places the organism in Eukaryota, Metazoa, Arthropoda, Insecta, Hymenoptera, Pteromalidae. The transcript has a single exon. Gene Ontology annotation, biological process: mitochondrial respiratory chain complex III assembly. Bases 34 to 216 code for a protein of 60 amino acids.
AAAUUAAGAAAUCAGUGAAUAGCCAAGAUUGCAAUGCCUGCAGGUGUAUCCUGGCCAAGGUACAUAAGCUUCUUUGCCGUGUCGAUGCUCAGUGCAUACGCUGGAGCACAGCUGGUGCACAUUUAUUACAAACCUCUGGAUGACCUGGAUGAUAUGGUUCAAGAGGAAAUUGAAAGAAGAAGAAAGGCUGGUCUGUUGAAAUCCUCUGUAAUCUAGUCUAGGUGUUGAAGUUACAUAAUCUAGCGCAUGCCUCCAUGUCCGAUGAGUCAAGAGAGUGUUUAGCAGGCCACUAGAAAGAAUAUUUUGAUAUUUUAAAAAAUGAUAAAAAUGAAUGCAGAAAUUAUGUGACAUGCAGAGUUGUACGACAAAUAAAAUAUCAACUUUGAAUACA